AGGUGCUGGAUCGGCGAGAGGUGGUUUGCGGUCACGCGGGUAGGCGUUAGCUGGUAAGUGUGGAAAGCGUCGUCAUCGGGAGGAACUAGCGCGAUGCGCAUCUUCUAAUUCCAAAAGGGGAAAACUCACGGCCCGUGAACAGUUGCUCGCGGGAUCUCGUCGCGUUUGGAGGACCUUCGUUUGGAUCGGACAGUGGCGCGCAAAAAAUCGGAAGAAAACGGAAAACAGUGCCAAGUUCAAGUUUGAGGUGUGGACAGCGUCGUGCGAGCAGAAGAUAGUGGUGGGCGCUAAAAAAGGUGUUGCGCUUUCAGCUAGUGCAAGUGUUUGAAGCGAAAAUUCAGAUCUCACGAUGGGAAGAACUUUGUCUGUGAAAGUAGUGCUAAUUGUGCUGAUUGGAGCGGCUCAUGUAAGCUGGAUUGCGGCCGGUGAUUCGUUCAUAGAAUUGGACCAGUACUACCGAAUGCCGCGAAUAUAUGCCUACGAUGAUUACGACGAGUGCUUCACCACUUAUGAAUCACCCGAUCCGGCCUAUUGUGUCGCUCGGUCGGUCAUCAAACCGGACAAUCGUUCGGAGCUGUGGAGAUUAAUUCAGGAUUUCUCCAGCGACACCUACAGACAUUACCGACAUGAUCACCUUGACCGGGGGUUAUGCGUUCAGCGUUGUCGUAAACUCGUGGCUUCGCUAGACAACGAAACCAUUCAGCAACUGUACGUUGAGAAGUUCGACAUCAACUUCCCGUACAUAAUCGAUUCGAAAGUUUUCGAAGACGUCAAAGUGCACCAGGAUCGCGCCCUCUACGGGCGGCUGAUCAACAUCUGCGAGAACUACAUUCUACGGAAGGUUUACAACCUGACGGCCUACACCGAGAUCGAGUACUGCACCCGUCCAACCGAGCAGAUCGACGUCGACUUCCUGGAUUUGAGCUUCUUCGUGGUGACGAUGGUUCUGAUCUGUCUGGUCAUCACGUCCACCUGGUUCGACAGUCGCAUGAACAAAUCCAAGAAGAACGACCACUACAUGCUGGAGAUUCCGUGCAAAAAGACAAUGAUCUUCACGUCCUUCUCGCUGAAACGCAACUGGUACCGCUUGAUCAGUCGUUCGAAGGAUCAGCUCAACGAGGAUCUACGCUUCUUCCAGACGUUCCGCUUCCUGACGUUUCUGUUGGUGAUCUUGGGUCAUUGUUCGGACAUGUUUGCGGUGACUCCCAUCGGCAAUACUUUCGAUCGAGAGCGAGAAUACUACAAUCCGGAAUCGCUGGCCCUUAUUAACGGAUCGCAGAUCGUGCAGACAUUUUUCCAGAUGAGUGGAUUUCUGCUGAGCAUACACUUCUUCACAACCCGUGCCCGGCUUCGAGAAGUUCGCUGGUCCGUGGUAUUGGCGGUGUUAGUUUAUCGUUUUAUUAGGUUGACCCCGGCAUAUGCGUAUGUGCUGAUGCUGCAUGCAACUUGGCUCUCCAAGGUGCAAGAUGGACCGCUGUGGAUUCGCGGAACGCAAACCGAGAAAUACUUCUGCCGCAAGAAUUGGUGGACCAAUUUGCUGUAUGUGAACAACUACGUAAACGCUGAUCAACCGUGUCUCCAGCAAGCAUGGUACCUCGCGUGUGACUUCCAGCUCUUCACAAUGGGAAUGAUUCUGGUGGUAGCAGUUACGAAAUACCCAAAACUGCGAACUCACAUAUUUUCGGCAGCCAUGUUCUUGGCAUAUCUCAUUCCUGGAUUGAUUGUAUACUUCGCCGCAUUCGAUGGUGCCUUCAUCAAUCGGUUACAGGACGAACGUUUCAUCUACUGGUUCGAUCGGAUGUAUCAACUCAUCUAUGUUCCGUUCCAUACCAACAUGGGUUGCUAUUUGGGAGGAAUCAUGCUCGGGAUGAUCUACUACAAGCAGCGCACCAAUCAUCACGAAGGCAAUCGAUCUUGGUACCUGAAAGUGCUCUGGUACCUGGUGGUCCCCGUGGGCUUCCUCUGCUUGAUGAGCAACUCGAUCUUCUAUAAGUACAACUUCGAGAAGCCCGCCAUCUGGAUGGCCGUGUUCUACCCGGUGAUGAAGCACAUGUGGAUUGUCCUGGGGGCGAUCAUGAUCUACGGAAUCAUCUACGAGUACAGCAAACCGAUCAAGGCGUUCCUGAACUUCUCCAUUUUCGUUCCCCUGGGACGGCUCACGUACUGUGCCUACGUUUGCCACGUAUUCAUGCUGAAGAACGCCUUCUUCGCGAUGCGAGAGAUGGGAUACUUCAGCAAGAUGUCGUUGCUUUCCAAAAUGCUCACAGUACUUGUGUCGUCGUACCUGAUGGGACUGAUACUAGCGCUGGUUCUGGAAUUCCCAUCUACCGCCAUUCAGAAGCAUCUGUUUGCCAAGAAGCUAGAAGACGCAACCGUACAACCAAAGCCAUCGCCAGCCGAGAACAACAAUGUGAUCACGUCGAAUGGAACCGUGCAGGCAUGAACGGUUUCUUGCCGGCGCUCCUUCAUCAUCGGAAUGAAACGAGAGGAAUUUAACUCUACAGACUGUGCAUAAAUUCUAAGAUAGCGGUUACUGCUUAAGUUAAUAAACCUAUUUGUGAGAUUGAAA
Aedes aegypti (yellow fever mosquito) is the source of this 2569-nucleotide messenger RNA. Its product is annotated as nose resistant to fluoxetine protein 6. Gene Ontology annotation, molecular function: acyltransferase activity, transferring groups other than amino-acyl groups. Bases 350 to 2443 code for a protein of 697 amino acids. NCBI's taxonomy places the organism in Eukaryota, Metazoa, Arthropoda, Insecta, Diptera, Culicidae. The record is from RefSeq and is a predicted model, not a curated record. The transcript has 12 exons.